GUUCCGAGAUGCAGUCUCGUGCGCAACUCGAGAGAUCAAAAGGCACAAGUGAACCAGUUGCUUUGCUGGAAUAACUCAAGGGACAAAUAGUCAAUCGGAGUGGAUUCCGCGAUGGCACCUCGUGCAUUCGCCGCUGGGAAAGCCUAACAGGUCUCUCACCCAGCCCCUCUCCCAUGUCACCGAGACGUCUCCAUGGCAAUGUUUCGCGUCACUGAACGCUUCUUCUGGAAUGACUCGGAAGGGAUUCGGGAAGACCUCCUCCAUGGGAAUUCCUCUGGUGGUUGGGAGGAGGAUACAGAGUGUAACUACUACGCCAUGCUGUAUUCCCUGCUCAUCCUGGCCAUCAUGUUUGGCAACGUGCUGGUGUGUCUGGCUGUGGUGCGAGAGAGGUCCCUCCAGACCACCACCAACUACCUGGUGGUGAGCCUGGCUGUAGCUGACCUGCUGGUGGCCUCGCUGGUCAUGCCCUGGGCUGUCUACCUGGAGGUGGUCGGAGGGGCGUGGCUCUUCAGCAGGAUGUACUGUAACAUCUUUGUCACCCUGGAUGUCAUGAUGUGUACCGCCAGCAUUCUCAACCUGUGUGCUAUCAGCAUCGACAGGUACACAGCGGUGGUGAUGCCUGUCCUCUACAACACCACACACAGCUCCAGGAAGCGGGUCUCGGCCAUGAUCGCGACAGUGUGGAUCCUGGCCUUCGCUGUCUCCUGCCCCCUUCUGUUCGGAUUCAACACAUCAGGUGAGACACACGACCCGACGGUGUGCUCCAUCUCCAACCCCGACUUUGUCAUCUACUCGUCGGUGGUGUCCUUCUACCUGCCCUUCAUCGUCACCCUGCUGGUGUACAUCCGCAUCUACGUCUUCCUCAGGAAGAGGAGGAAGAGGAUUGCCAUCCGCCAGGGCAGCAGCGGGAAGGUCCAGCCAGGUUUGGCCCAGCCCUCCGCGGUGAGAACACAGUCAUAUGGUCCCACAGUGACUGUGCAAAUGAACAUGGAAGAAAAGUGUCUGCAGGAGGAGUCCCUUAAGGAGAACAGAGACCUGUCCCCCAUUAGGAUCAAAGUGGAGAGUAUAGAGCCGGCAGGGCCCCCUAAAGCUCACCUCCUGUCUGGGUGUCUGCGGCGUAAGCGUCCCCGGACGGCCCCUGUGGAGAACACACUGCUGCCCCCGGUUGACAUCCAGAACUACUGCAGCAUCAGCCACGCCUCCUGCGGCCGCACUGAGCACGACCGCGCCGAGGAAGAGGUGGCCAAAGCCAAAGAGCGUAUUCCUUUGCGGAGGAGCUGCGAGGUCAAGGAGCUGUCCAAUGGACGCAUUCACACGGCACUCCGUCCCGCCCCCCACUCCCAGUCCCUGACCAGCCAACAACAACAUCGAGUCAGGAGCAUGCAGAACAGGGAGAAGAAGGCUACGCAGAUGCUGGCCAUUGUGCUUGGGGUGUUCCUGAUCUGCUGGCUGCCGUUCUUCGUGACUCACAUCCUGAACACCCACUGCAGGACGUGUCGUAUUCCCCCGGAGCUCUACAGCGCCUUCACCUGGCUGGGCUACGUCAACAGCGCCCUCAACCCCGUCAUCUACACCACCUUCAACAUCGAGUUCAGACGUGCCUUCCUCAAGAUCCUCAGCUGCUGAGGACACUAUGGUCCACCAUGACCGCGUCAUAACCA
This is a messenger RNA of Oncorhynchus gorbuscha (pink salmon), 1661 nucleotides long. Its product is annotated as D(3) dopamine receptor-like. Gene Ontology annotation, biological process: adenylate cyclase-activating adrenergic receptor signaling pathway. Gene Ontology annotation, cellular component: membrane. The record is from RefSeq and is a predicted model, not a curated record. Gene Ontology annotation, molecular function: dopamine neurotransmitter receptor activity, coupled via Gi/Go; G protein-coupled receptor activity. Lineage: Eukaryota; Metazoa; Chordata; Actinopteri; Salmoniformes; Salmonidae. Bases 193 to 1626 code for a protein of 477 amino acids. The transcript is spliced from 9 exons.